UCCCAAAAACGAAUCUCAGCAGGACCUCAGGAGCGGCAUUCCCAUGGAGGACCCGAGCUCCCCUCUGCCCUUCUCCUACGGCACCUGCAUCCCCUCCACCUGCACCUCCGAAGAUAUGUGGAUAUCGAUCAACGAAACCCUGGCACCGCUUGGCCUGGUUGUCUCCCACAUCGAGUGUUAUAACGUGGACGACCCCCCUGAGGAUCUCACCCCUGGCGACCAAACCAUGCUGUCGUUCAUAGGCAUAUUGGGAAUACUCGUGGCUCUGUCAACGAUCUACGACGCCACGACGUCACACCUUGAGAGGAGCCACAUGCGAGCCGGCGCGUGGCAAAUAUUCAUAGGAUUUUCCCUGUACAGUAACUUGCAGCGAAUAUUUACAUACAAGAUAUCACCGAGUUCAAACGUAAUCUCCUGUCUUCCGGCUUUGAGGGUCGUGACCAUGUUAUGGAUCAUUGUUGUUCUUCAGUAUGAAGUCGCCACAGAUUACUUAGCUAACACGGUUGACUCCCCUCGUUACCAAGACCCAUUAAUAGCCCAAAUAGUAACCAAUGGCUGGCUAGCAGUGGACACCUUCCUCUUUCUGACGGGGCUGCUCGUUACCUAUCGUCUCCUGCCCUUCGCCGUGCCCUCCGGACCGGUGCGGUCGAAUCAGAUGCUCGGCCUCUACGCUAAGAAUUUCGUCAGGCGGUUCUUCAGACUCUCCCCCACGAUCCUGUUCGUCUCCCUCUUCUCCGCGACGCUCCUGCGCUUCUUCGCCUACGGCCCCCGAGCGGAUGUCCUGACGUCCUUCACACGCGACCGCUGCGGACCUCACUGGUGGAAGGACCCGCUCUUCGUCAACAACUACAUCCUCGGACACAACGAAGGACAUGAUGUUAAUGAUUGCCUGGAUCACUGCUGGUACACUGCAGUCGACAUACAGCUCCUCCUGAUUCUGCCGCUGUUGCUGCUGCCACUCGCCCUCCACCGCGUUGCAGGCCUGUGUUGGCUGGGCGUGGUCAGCCUCGGGUCCGUCCUGACGCCCAUGAGCAUCAUCCUGGCAUACGACCUCCCCCCCGUGCCUCUCCACUACAUGUCAGAAGGCAAGAAAUUCGAGUACAUGUGGAGAGUGUACUUAACCCCUUGGUGCCGCGCCGGGCCGUGGCUGGUUGGGGUGUGGACGGCACUGGCACUGUACGACCGGACGCUGGCCAAGGUCAGGAUCCCCAAGCUGGCGGUGUUCUUGGGGUACCUCGCCGCCAUCUCCCUGGGGCUGGGCCUGGUGCUAGGACUCUACCCUUACAACCACAUAUUCCCCGACAAAUCCUACGUCGACAAUCCUGCGAUGUCGGCCGCUUACGGAGCUCUGGCGAGGCCGGUAUGGGGUAUGUGCGUUGCUUGGGUGGUCUUCACGUGCCACACCGGAAACGCAGGUGUGGUUAACAAAAUACUCUCGUAUCCCGGCUGGAGACCCCUGGCACGACUCACCUUUGCAAUGUACUUGACGGUCCCGCUUGUGCAACUCUGGUGGUCGUCAACACAGUUCCUGCCAACGUAUUUUAACUACCAAGAAAAGCUGUUCCAGUCAGCGGGCGUGACUUUUAUCGCAGGAAUAGCCUCGCUUCUCAUCUCGUGUCUGGUGGAGCUGCCUCUGCGGACGCUCCUGGAUGCGCUGCUGCCCUCGGAAGCUAAAAAGCAGGAGGAUCGAAUCAGGCCGCAGAAGCGAGAUCCUGAAAACGGCAAAGUCCUAUCAACUUCCAUGAUGUGAGAAGCGAGGAAGAGGACGAGGACGAGGAAGAGGAGGAAAAGUAGGAAGAUGAGAAGGAGGAGGAGAAGGAAGAGGAGGACGACGGGAAGGAGGACGAGGACGAGGACGA
This is a messenger RNA of Penaeus monodon (black tiger shrimp), 1859 nucleotides long. Its product is annotated as nose resistant to fluoxetine protein 6-like. The transcript is spliced from 14 exons. The record is from RefSeq and is a predicted model, not a curated record. The coding region runs from base 44 to 1750 and encodes 568 amino acids. NCBI's taxonomy places the organism in Eukaryota, Metazoa, Arthropoda, Malacostraca, Decapoda, Penaeidae.